Molecule: messenger RNA, 1181 nt
Organism: Sardina pilchardus (European sardine)
Lineage: Eukaryota; Metazoa; Chordata; Actinopteri; Clupeiformes; Clupeidae
Exons: 2
Coding region: 65-919 (284 amino acids)
Source: RefSeq, a predicted model, not a curated record
GGGUGUCGCACCAUGAGCAGUUAACUACUGAUCCACCUGAUCCGUUGUUGGUUACUUAAAAACAAUGAAUUAUUCGCAAUGGAGAGAUAGGUAUCUUAUGAGCUUUCGUUUCGAUUCUCAUCAUGACAGCUCAGCGCUGGGCAAGCAUAUCAGCGUUGGCACAGGGAGGCGUGGCCUGAACGUGCGCGUGACCAAUCGUCUACUGACCCCACUGGCGCCCGACCAGCUGCAGUCUGUGGCGCUGAGCCUCCCUGGCCUCCACGCGCGGGGUCAGCAUCAGCAUCAGCAUCAGCAUCAGCAUCAGCAUCAGCAUCCGCAUCCGCAUCCGCAUCCGCAUCCGCAUCAGCAUCAGCUGCAGUGCCCAGCAGACACCAGCCUCUACCACUGCGGCCAGCUGCACAUCUACAGGCUGCCCAGUGCCACCUCAGAGGGCGACUGCAGAGAGCUGCCUGACUCACCCGCGCUGAGAGACGGCGAGCCAGCAGGUGGCGCCGAGGAGCAGCACAGUGGGUCUGGAGGGUUGACGGAAGCCAGCCUGUCAGCGGACAGCGACGUGCAGUCCCAGUCCCAGAUCAGCGACGCGGACGAGUUCUACACAUGCUCCUCCCCCGACACCGCGCCCUCGGAGACGGCAGACAGCGACGACUUCCGCUCGGCCAGCGGUGACCUCCGACCCCCGUCCCCGGGGCCGUCGGGAAAACGAGGCGACAAGCAGGUGUUGGUGGAGUUCAGGGGUCAGCGCUACCUGCGUCUGCUGACCCCAGCGAGAGGGCGCGAGGGGGACGUGGAGUCCAGCUGGGUGCUCACUGACUUCACGGAGGACGGGGCGGCGAUGGUGCUGUCCUUGCGUCUGGACUUCAUUCGGCCGCGGCCGGUGGUGCCGCACUGGAUGAGGGACCUGGAGGAGGAGAGCAGUUGACAUGACGGAGCACUGCCACUGACCGACCAUCUAUCAUCAUUCAGACUCAGUAGUGGACGUUUAAUACACAUGUUUCACCUGAGGAAUAAAAAAAACAAGUGAGAUGGAGGUGGUGUGAUGGCUUGAGAGAUUAAACACAAGGCAGGCAGAUGUCUUCUGUGAUGGCUAACAACUGUUAUUCACUUGUGCCUUAAUGUGAUUGAAACUCAAAUUCAAUUAGAUUCGACAGAUUCCUGAGGGGCAAUUUCAUCAUGCAGGCACA